AUGAUUCGUUCUCUAUUGAGACCAAUCCACCUCCUGAACUUACCAGUCGAGCUUAUAUGCUAUAUUCUUGACAACCUUGAAAUCCCCGAUCUCGUUCAGUGCACCUUGUUUUCCAUUGAAUUGGCCAAGCACCGAUUAGUUUCGUUGCUGCCAGCCUCGGCCUCCCCGCCGUUCUCGACCCGCCUCCAGCUUCUCAGAGAACGAGAGCGAGCAUGGAGGUUUAUGGAGUGGAAACAGAGACAUACUCUCAAACUCCCACCCACUGGUUCGGUGUAUGAGUUUGUUGGUGGCUUGUACGGAAAUGGGCGGGAAGAUGACAGUAGGGUCACAGCAUCUAUUUCCUUCCUGGAACUUCCCUCGUCAGAUACACCAAUGGACCCCCCAAACCUCAAAACGUGGACUCACGCAAUGGGGGAUGUUAAUAUCAUCGAUUUUACGAUGGAUCCUUCACAGGAUCUCCUCGUCCUUGUCGCCCUUGCGCCACCAGAAUCAAAGUUUGUUUACGAACUACAUAUUCGUUCGAUCACAACGAAUCUGCCACACCCCAAAUCUCCGUUGUCCGUGCUUCCAUGCCUCGUCAAACCCUCAGCACCCCCCCCACCGUCAGAAGUCAUUGCAGCUGUUCGUGUGCAGGUGGCAGGAGAUCUUGUUGCCUUGCUGAUCAAAGAAGUCCUGGACAGCGCUGGCGCCCAUCUCGAAAUAUGGAACUGGGAACAUAGCCCACAAUUUUCGUGCAAAAUGUCCAGACUAUCCGGAAUCGACGAUUUUACCUUCCUGACGCACAACGCGUUCCUCCUCGUGAGGCCUACGGGCCGAUUUGAAGUUUACAACUUUGAAGACCCCCUCUUCUGCAGCACUACUCCCAUCAUGCGCAACACAUUUGCAUUUCCUCAGCUCUCGGACGGUUACAUGUAUUGGUAUAUCUCGAUGAGCAGCAACCCUGCACCUGGUUACAUACCUCGUGCAUCUUCAUCCGACAAUCUUACUGGCAAGCAAUUAUACUACCCUCGCCCAGAGGAACGUGUUCAUGCAUGCUGUUUGUAUAUUUUCAAUCCCGCGGCCGAAGAAAAUCAUCACGUUCACUCAUUUGUGUUCUUCCUGAACAUCGCCACACUCCUCAAUCCACCUGAAGAAUGGUUCCAGAUACAACCCCCACCCACUUACAUGGGUUCGGAACCCAGAUUCACCAUCGGACCGAGAUUCCCAGCACAACCUCAAGGCUCACCCUCACCUACCACCGACAGCGAAUCGAGUGCGUCCUCGAGCUCCGCGGCGUCAUCAAAUGGCCUCUCUUCCAUUGAUAUUCCAAUAUAUGGGCUUCCGUCAAGCUCCACCCCUUCCUCGUCGACAUCCUCGCUUAUUCCGAUCAUUGGCCCCUCCCCGUCCUCGUCAUCCAUACAACAAAUCUUUACAACCCCGAUAUAUCCCCCAUUUCCCAGUUUCUCCUCCACCAUCGAUCUAUCUCAGGUAAACGGGGCAACCCACUACCCGUUCCCAAACCCAGGUGUGACCCUAGCCCCUCUAACGGCGCCUGUACCUGCGCCUGCUCCUCGAAGACAAGGCCCCUUUCGACACUCCGCCACAAGCCAUAACAUGAAUGUUACUAUACCCUGGGAGGUCUGGGGCCCACAAAAUACACGCUGGUUUGAGGAAUGCCUAAGUACGGACUGGCAACAUGCGAUCUAUGGACUUCGGACCGUGGAGAGCGUGAGUGUUGCAAAAUGGCCGAAUCUGCAUGGAGGGAAAGGACCUUCGCCCGCUGGAGACGGAGCUGAGGUAGGUAGUGAACAACCUGCGUUGAACGGGCACGCUGCUCAAACGAACGGACAUGCUCCCUCCCCAUCAUCAUCAUCAUCACUUUCGGACGAGGGACCGAUAGCAGCACACCCAGAUUUGGAUCUGGAAGCAGAGGACGGAGAGCCCGCUCGUCCUGAACAACGGCGUUUUUUGCGUAUCAGGGAUUUCAACCCUUACUCCCUGUCGCAAGCUGCUCAAUUAGACGCCCAAGAGGGCUCGACAACAGACAAAGGGAAGCACAGAGCGCGCUGGCGUCAACCACGACUGGUAACUGAACCCUCGACGACACCCGUCAAGGGUGUGUUCACGAAGGAUAUCAUUAGCUCGCUGCCUUACGUGGAGGUUGUCAGCGAACAGACGUUUGAAGUGACAGAUGUGAUGAUGGAUGAUUGUCGAAUGCUUCUUCUGAAACGCGGACAGGCGGGGAAACUCAAACGUGUCGAUGUGCUAAUGAUGUAG
Molecule: messenger RNA, 2256 nt
Organism: Laccaria bicolor S238N-H82
Lineage: Eukaryota; Fungi; Basidiomycota; Agaricomycetes; Agaricales; Hydnangiaceae
Exons: 5
Coding region: 1-2256 (751 amino acids)
Molecular function (GO): protein binding
Source: RefSeq, a predicted model, not a curated record